Molecule: messenger RNA, 850 nt
Organism: Halteromyces radiatus
Lineage: Eukaryota; Fungi; Mucoromycota; Mucoromycetes; Mucorales; Cunninghamellaceae
Exons: 2
Coding region: 41-763 (240 amino acids)
Molecular function (GO): protein binding
Source: RefSeq, a predicted model, not a curated record
CUUCUUUUUUUUUUUUUUCUCUGUCUUUCAUUUUAGAUAAAUGUACCGCGAUGUCAAGACCGUAACACCAUGUUCAGGCUGGACACCUGGUGUACAUUACAUUGAUAAACUUGUUUGGUCUCCUGAUGUACCUAAAGAAUUGAAACAAUUGUUUGAACCCAACCAAGCGGCAAUCGAACAAGCGAAAAAGAAAAACAAGAACAGCAACGAUAACGAAGGUGUUGACAAUACAGAUGAAGAAAAGAAAGACAUUGCUGGACGAACGAUCACCUUUCUCAAUGAACAUGUCAACCUACGGGGAUCUGACUUUCCAUCUAUCAAGGAACAACGAAAAAAUAUAAAGAUCAAGAAGAUUACGGACACUCAACACCCAUGCAAUGGUUAUUUUGGAUUGGAAGCAGCACGGACAUUGGCACCUCGACAAUUAAUAUUAGAUUAUCUCGGUGUGGUGGAAUACAAGUCAUAUAGCUCGACAUCCGAUUAUGUACUGCGAUAUGGGAUCGAUCUGUCUAUUGAUGCGGAAAAGUAUGGUAACGAAGCAAGGUUUUUCAACGACUUCCGUGGCAUAGCCCCUGGUCCAAAUGUCUGUUUCCUCAAUUACUUGGAUGAACGUACACAACGUAUUCGGGUUGGCGUCUUUGUUUUAGGCAACAAAAAGAUCAAGAAAGGCGAAGAACUGUUAGUCUCAUAUGGAAAGUCAUUCUGGUCAAAUCGUGGUAUGGACUUGAGCGAACAAAACCAUUCAAAGCAUAGAUCAUCAUAGGUUUUAGUAUCCACUCUUUAUUAUUAUAGCAUUUGUAUUAUAUUUACAUAUCCCUCUUUGAAAUAAAUUCUUUGAAUCAUUGGUUGA